AUGGCAAGUCAACUUCCGGUCUCUGUCCUGAGCAGAGCCCUGCGCACUCGAGAACUUCGUCCGCAGCUUGCGUUUGCUACCGCUAAAUGCCUCGCACGAAGAGCCCUUUCACCACAAGUUCAGCGAUCCUUCUCUUUGGAAACGUCUGCCAACGAAUCUAUACCAUUCGAACAUGACCCCGAGAACGAGACCGAGACCGAGCCUUCACCUCAUUCGCAGCCGGCCCCAUCGCCUCGCGGUCGAGACAAUGCCGACGAAAACCUGGGGAAGGGCGACCACAAGCCCAAAUCAAAGGAACAGACGAUCAUGGAUAUUGCCUCUGCGACGAUAACCACUGGGUCCAACUUCACAAACAAGUCAAUCGCGAUGGAGUUGAAAUGGGUAGCCGACCCCAGAGAUCUGGUAGAUCGAGUCGGGCGUCUCCUGAAGGCAGACAAUCUGGCACAAGCUGCCGCUCUGACUCGAGAGGCACAGCGCAGAAAAAUGAAAUGCGACGGAGCGUGGAACCACUUAAUGCGAUAUGCCAUGGAAAAGCACCAGCCAGAUGCUGCGUUCAAGUUCUACAAUGAUAUGAAAAAACGCGGCCAAAUGCCAACCGCCAAAACGUAUACAAUUAUGCUCCAGGGCUUCGCCAAUCAGCCGCAAUCUUCCCAUCCUGCCAAAUCGGGCAAGACCCAAUCUCACCAGCUUGUACGACAGGCCGAAUCUAUAUAUCGAUCGAUCUUUUCGAAGCAGUCACAGACCAAACCCAACGUCAUCCAUUCAAAUGCCAUGCUUGGAGUAUGCCAGCGCCAUGGCGAUAUGGACUCUCUCUGGCGGAUUGCCGGGGAAAUGCCAGACGAAGGGAACGAAAGGCCAGACGAGAGAACAUAUAGUAUCAUUCUAGCUGCCCUCCAGCACUCUGCCCGGAGCGACAUCCAAAAAAUGGACGCCAGUCAGAUCGAUGAAAUCAUUGCGCGCCAAGACAAGAUGAUCACUGAAGGCAAGAGAAUAUGGGCUGACGUUGUCUUUCAAUGGAGAGAGAAUGGUCUGGAAUUCAAUAACCAGCUUGUGAAUUCGAUGGCCUACCUCCUUCUUGAUGGUGUUCACGACAGCAAUUUCUACGAUAUCUUCGCUCUGUACAACCAAACAAUGGGAAUUCCUAUUCUUGUCAAGGAGCCGACAGCAAACAUCAAAGCCUCUCGCCGACGAGCUGAACUCAAACUUAUGACUGAAAACCGAGCCCAACAUCAUAUCUCGCAAAUGGAUGGGCCCUUCAGACAUGAGGAUGUCCCAUUUGUUGACGAAAACAAUAAACGCAUAAAUCCAGAUGCCGAGCGCAGCAAGAUUGAAGAAGAGACAUUGAUAGAGGAAGAAGAGAUGGAAGAGAAGGAAGAUUUCGACUCGCUUUUCGAGCCCGUCGUUCCCGAACCCGUCGCCACCGAACCUGUCGCUACCGAGGCCGAAAAAACACAACUUGUUAAGCCCGACAACAAGGAUCUCACCAUGAUUCUGACAGCCUGUUUCAAUAUGACUCAAGGAUCUGGCCAGGGCCCAGAAUAUUGGAAUUUCUUGACCAAAGGGCCAGAUACACUCCGCGUCCAGCCCGAUGAAGUCUCCACCAUGAUGUUUAUGCGUCUCCUUCGUCAAACACGAUCUAGCAAAAUUGCCGUGCAAACAAUUCGCGAGCAAUUGCUUCCCGCUCGUCUUGCAGGUGGGAAUGUUUUCCACGUUGCGCUCGCGACCUGCCGUCGUGACCGCCGCAACAAACACAUUCUCGCCCUCAUGAGUGAGCUUUUGGAUAUGUUGCGCAAAUCCUGGGUUCUUCCCGACCCCCGAGUCCUCGAAGGGUAUCAGAGCUUCAUCGAGACAUUGAGCGAGGAUCCACAAUCUCUCAUGGACAUGGACGGUCUGGGCGAAAUUCCCAAGAAUGCUACCUUGCAAGCAUUGGGCAAGCAUCUACUGACGAAUCUGCGUCUGCAAUCUCUGGCCACACUGCGCCCCCAUGUGAUCCAGCUUCAUGAGGCUAUCCAGAAAGGCAAGGUCGGCCGGAAGACCCGCUGGGAUUCUCUUAAAGAAAAAACCGGACACAAAAAACAAACUAAGAUAGACGGCUAUGUUUGUCUCGGUAUCUUGAAUGAAACACGCAGAGUGAUUGGCGAGACGCUCAAGUCUGAAUACUCGAGAUUCGUCCCCAAGGCCGAGCGGAAGAUCCUUCUUGCGGAAUCGAAAAUGCUGAAGACGUACUCUGACUUUGCUACCAUCGAGCGUGUACGGAACGGCUCGAUCCACCCGACUCUGGAGCAGCGGAUCGCUUUUGAUGAGCAGCAGAUGGAGCUUUUGCAGCACGAUAUGGAGUGGCUACCCAAAAGGAAGAAUAGGCUGCGGAAACGGGAUAGGUUUUUGGAGUCUUCUCAACAGCCUGAAGUUGUUGAAUCCGAGAUCAAGUCUGAAUUUCAGGCCAAUCCCGACACUGAGGCCAAGCCCGACACUGAGGCCAAGCCUGAUGUUGAGGCCAAGCCUGAUGUUGAGGCCAAGCCUGAUGUUGAGGCCAAGCCUGACGUUGAGACCAAGUCCGAUGAGACCAAGGUUUGA
This is a messenger RNA of Penicillium manginii, 2574 nucleotides long. Its product is annotated as pentatricopeptide repeat-containing protein. Gene Ontology annotation, molecular function: protein binding. NCBI's taxonomy places the organism in Eukaryota, Fungi, Ascomycota, Eurotiomycetes, Eurotiales, Aspergillaceae. The transcript has 2 exons. The record is from RefSeq and is a predicted model, not a curated record. The coding region runs from base 1 to 2574 and encodes 857 amino acids.